CUGAGGUUCAGCUUUGUAUAAUUUAAUUUCUUUUUGUAUCAACUUUUAUGUAUUAAAACUCAUUUGUAUUAAUAAACUUUGGUUCUAUUUGACCUUACAUGGAGGCUCAACCGAAGAGCAAAAACGGAGCGCGGAAUGUUGCAUUCAAAUAAAAAGCCGAGUAAAUUCACAGCAGCCAAAAAAACGCAGAAGACGGAGCAGAAAAUUCGAAGAACGAAGCGGUUGCUGUCGAAGUAAGCAGCGAAAACAAAGCAGAGCACAGCAGUGAGAACAGAGCAGCAGUCAACGAAGUUGAGUUCUUCGAACAAAAGCAGAGUUCGACGAAGAAGGAGAGAAGAAAAAAUAAGAAGCAAGAAACAUGGCCGGUGAGAGAGAAGAAAAAAUAAGAAGCAAGAAACAUGGCCGGUGGUAACGACGUUGGAGAAUUAUUCAAAUUAUUUGUAGAAACAUUGAAGCAGAGUGACACAAACAAAAAUAAUGUGUCAAUCGAGGCGUUCGCGAAAAUUAUACCGUGUUUUGAUGGGGAAUCUAUUCCAAUUAGACAGUGGAUUGCUAAUUUCGACGAAAAUGCUGAGGCUUAUGAUUUGACACCCAAGCAAAAGUACGUCAACGCACGUAACAAAAUGAAAGACACAGCAGCAUUGUUUUUAGAAACUGUUACAGUAUCCAGCUAUGAGUCAUUGUGUAUUGCAUUACUGGAGGAGUUCGAGAAAACACCAAGCAGCGCGGAGGUACAUAAACAGCUAAGGCAACGACGAAAACUUGCAUCAGAGAAAUUUCAUGAGUACGUUCUUCAGAUGCGUAAAAUAGCAGCGGUAGGUAAUGUAGAAGAGGAAUCAGUGAUUUCGUACAUAGCUGAUGGUGUUGAAGUGCGAAAUGAUCUAAAAUAUCCCUUAUAUAGCGCACGAAGUUAUAAAGAAUUAAUCAAAGCAUAUGAAUUGAUCGAGCCGUUGGUUAAGCCUAACGAAGCAAGUAAACGUCGAUAUGCAGCAGGUGGUCGUGAGCAAAUUGAAACAGAUAAGAGUGGCAGCAACGUAGAGCGUAAGAAUCAGCAUUGUUUUAAUUGUGGUUCGAUACAACACAAAAGGGUCGAUUGCAAACAAGACACAAAGUGUUUUAAAUGUAAUGGCACGGGUCAUAUGGCUAAACAGUGUCCCGAGUAUAGGCGUAACAUCAACAUUGUAUUUAACAAAGAGCGAAUGAACCGGUUGACAAUUAAUAACAAAAACUUGUGCUGUUUGGUAGACACUGGCGCAGACGUGUCGUUAAUACGUAUGGGUGUGUAUGCGCAAGGAUUUAGCACAUGUAAAUUGCAGAAAAGUUUCGCUACACUAUAUGGUUUAGGCAACGUGACCGCAGAUGUGGUGGGUGAAUUUGUAAGAACAAGUCAUAGUCGACGGGUUAUGUACAAAGCACACCUUUUUAGUAAUCACAGAUAGUAAAAUCAAUGUAGACGUAAUCAUUGGGAACGAUUUUUUAAAAAAAUUUGUUGUAACAAUGGACGGCAAUGGGUAUUGCUUUCGUCAGAUUGAAGAUAACACAAGUGCUUGUAAUGUUAAUUUUGUGAGUAGCAACAAUGAAGUAGAUGUCAAACCUAAACUCAAGAAGGUGAUUGAAAACUAUAAGCCGAGUUUUAUUCAGUUGAACUGUCCAAUUAAGUUGAAUAUUGUUCCAAAAAAUAAUGAUAUCGUCUUUCGUGAGUCUCCUACUCGUUUAUCAAUAGCGGAAAUAAAAUUUGUAAAGGAACAAGUAGAUGAAUGGUUGCAGAAAGGCAUUAUACGUGAGUCGUGCUCAGAGGUCGCUAGCAAGGUGGUAUUGGCGAAGAAAAAAGAUGGUCGCUACAGAUUAUGCGUAGACUUUCGUAAACUAAACACAAUGGUGUUAAAAGAUAGGUUUCCAGUACCAAUUGUUGAAGAAGUACUUGAAAAAUGCAAGCCGCAAAAUAUUUUACCGUCAUGGACCUUUCAAAUGGUUUCUUCCACGUCGAAGUUGAAGAACGUUGUCGAAAAUAUACAGAGUUUGUAACGAAAGAAGGAAUCUAUGAAUUUAACAGAGCUCCAUUUGGCUUUUGCAACUCUCCCGCCGUUUUUGUACGCUACGUUAACUAUAUUUUCCAAAAAUUAAUAAACGAAGGUAUAAUGGAAAUGUAUGUAGAUGACAUCGUAAUUUUUGGGUGUACAGAAGAACAAUGUUUAAGCAAUAUGCAACGGGUAUUACAACAAGCGCAGCAGUAUGGGCUAGAAAUUAAGAGGGCAAAGUGCCAAUUUCUAAAAAAUCGAAUUCUUUUUCUUGGACACGAGGUUGAAGACGGGCGUGUCUGGCCUGGGCAAGGUAAAGUUAAAGCAGUCAAAAACUUUCCGAUACCAAAAAACGUACGAGAUGUACAGGCGUUCUUGGGUUUAACCGGAUAUUUUCGAAAAUUUAUACGAGACUACGCUAAACAUGCCAGACCAUUAACAGAACUGCUCAAAAGAGAUUCAGUAUUUCAGAUUGGAGAGACAGAGGUUAGAGCGAUCAAUUACCUGAAGUCGGCACUCACGUCAGAACCAGUUUUACAAAUAUAUGUACAAGCAGAAUGCUAAUACGCAGUUACAUGUCAAUGCAUCGAAACAAAGCUUUGGUGCAACACUUUUGCAGCAGCAUGACGGAAAGUGGCAUCCUGUUUUCUAUUGGAGUAAAAAGACUUCCCCACAAGAGGAAAAAUUACACAGCCAUUUCCUUGAAGUUAAAGCAGCUUAUUUAGCAUCCAAGAAGUUGCGUCACUACCUGAUGGGCACAGAAUUCACCUUGGUGACAGAUUGUGCGGCUUUCAAGCAGACAAACGGAAAAAAAGAUAUGCCACGUGAAGUGGUGCAAUGGCUGAUGUAUCUUCAGGACUUUUCAUUUAAUAUAGAGCAUCGCGCCGGAAGCAGGAUGAAACACGUGGACAGCUUAAGUCGAUUUCCCGUGAUGACAGGAACGUCAGAGGUUCAAGCUCAGAUCUUAAGGGCCCAGACGAAAGAUGAUCAUUUGGCAGCUGUGGCAGAGAUCCUAAAAACAAAGCAGUACGGCGAUUAUAAAAUAAAAAACAAGUUAAUCUACAAGCAAGUUGACGGGCAAGAUUUAUUGGCGGUUCCGAAGAAGAUGGAGGGCGAAAUAAUAAAGGAGACGCACAGAUUUGGUGCAUGGGGUGUAAAAAAAAAACCAUACAUGCUAUACGGCAGAACUAUUUUAUCCCACAUCUCGAAAAGAAAGUUCAGCAGACUAUCAAAAACUGUAUAGAAUGCAUAAUGCAUAACCAGAAGCUGGGUAAAAAAGAUGAUUUUCUACAUUGCAUCGCCAAAGGUGAUAUUCCACUAUCUACGCUUCAUAUUGACAUUUUGGAUACAUUGGUUGCGACAUCAAAGAGCUACAAAUAUAUUUUUGCUGUCGUGGAUGGUUUUUCCAAAUAUACUUGGAUAUAUCCUACUAAAACUACAGAAACACAAGAACUUGUAAGACACCUCGAGUCAUGGGUGACAAUUUUCGGCAGUUCGCAGCGUAUAAUAAGCGAUACGGGUACAGCUUAUACUUCCAAAAUGUUUAAAGAAUUUUUUAGCAAAUAUAAAAUCGAGCCUGUCGAGAUAACAGCGGGCGUACCAAGGGGUAACGGUCAGAUUGAGAGAGUCAACCGAGUUAUUCUUUCUGUUUUAGCGAAGAUGUCAGCAGCAGAACCGGACAAGUGGUAUAAGUACACGUCACAAGUACAGCGGGCCAUUAAUUCUCACAUUCAUGAUUCGACAAAAUUUACACCAUUUGAAAUUGUGUUCGGUGUGAAGAUGCGCAUCGAAACAGAUAGCGAGCUGCUAAAGAUACUGCAAGAAGAGGUACAAGAAGGUAUGCCAACAUGGGUACCAGGUAGCUGAUUUAGGAGCCAUUAAGGUUACUCAGUUUAUAACAGGCAAAAAACUAGCCAGUAAGUAUAUUGGUCCAUACGAGGUGGUUAAGAUCAAAGGGCAUGGCAGAUAUUGUGUUAGAAAGGUUGCUGAUUUUCAAGGACCACUCCAAACGUCAACUAAUGCAGAUCAUAUGAAACUGUGGCGUUACGUCGAAAAUGGUGAAGAUGACUUUCAUGAGGAGUCAUCUAAGACAAAUGAUGAUCAGGAUGACCGAAUGUAAGGUGGCAACGCUGGUCAAUAGAGGACAGCCGGGCAGGAAGAGGUGAGGAAGAGAGUACGCAAAGAACCGACAGCAACACAGUGUGAAUUUGGCUUUCAAAGACUGAGGUUCAACUUUGUAUAAUUUAAUUUCUUUUUGUAUCAACUUUGAUGUAUUAAAACUCAUUUGUAUUAAUAAACUUUGGUCCUAUUUGACCUUACAUGUAUGUCUGUUGGCGGUACGAAGAAACCACCUAAUUCGCUUGUUAGUUAGGUUAGAUGACUGAUCAGAAAUCGCACGUGGACUAAUAGAUGUUGUUGACGCCGCCCCCGCCCAAUUUCUUUUGUCUCGUUUGUACCGGCAGAGCAAUCUCGUCUUCGAAGUUUUAGUUCGAACGCAACCAAACAUUAACUAGAAAAAAGUUGCGCUCUCUCUUCUUUUGCGACAGCUCAACCGAUCCAGACGUGUGAAAACUUCUUUAGGCGCGUUGUGCACUGAUUUUGUGGGUACUGAAACAGACUGAGCCGUUACGCUCGGCUAUGUAACGCUAAUUCGUGUUAAGUCGGCUGCAGUCUGCUGAGGGAUGGGAGAGAGAAUAGUUAAAUAUGGGUAUUGAAUGAGACUGAGCCGUAACGCUGCUAUGUAACGCUCCAUCGGGUAAUAGAGGCUCGGGGCCACCAAGGGGAGGAGAGAGGGGGAGAGAGAGAGAAGCAGAAGGCAGAGCGAGAAAGGCGUACUAAACGCGUCACUGCUAUAGUCACUCGGUAUGGUAGAAUUUGGCAAUUCAAAUGAACGUUACAUGACAGAGCAUGACGCAUCAGUCGCAUUUACUCUCGAGACGUAAACACAUUGUGCACUGUGCCAAUAAUUACAUUUUAUUUGAAUGGCAAAAAUUAAAGGCUCUAAGUCAUCACUUUUGUCAGAGAUGGAAGACCAAAUAUUUAAAGGAACUUUAGGAACGAAAGAAAUGGAAACAUUCCCAACAGUAGUUCGUUAUGAAAAUGUACCUCCAAAUGAAUGGAGAUUAGGCAGCGUCAUCAGAAUAUAUCCUGGGUUGGACCAACGAGAUUGCCAUUGUACCCAAUCAAUGUUAAUUUUAAAUUCUCACCUUAAUAAUCUUCCUUUUUAUUUAGGAAAUUAUUUAAAAUAACGACAAUCAACUGCCCCUAUGCAUAGAUAGUCAUCUCCUUCGCUGGUGCCCAAAGUCUCGGCAGAUGUCCCCAGAAGUUAGCCGGCCACCCCAUCUGAAGCGAAAGCGUGGACGAUACGCUCGACGUCAAGCAUAUGUACACCAUAUCACCAAGGAUAGGCAGGCAAUACUAGUCGCCGAGUGUGCGAUCUAAUGUUUCGGGACAACCAGGGAGGAGAAUCUAAUACAACGUCGUCCAUUACCACCGACGCCAGUAAGGUCUCUGGAAGACCACACAUUUCAACACUUCCAGAAUCUGAGACUGGCAGACAACGAGUUCUACAAGUCAGCGCCAGUCGAGGUAAUUUUGAGAGCUCCCGGCUUAUGUUGCCAGGGUUACAACCAGCGGCAGUUUGUCAACUCAUCGCCCAAAAUAAGGCACUGGGAUAUAUAAUAUCCGGCAUCUUAUAAUAUCGGCACAAUAAAGUGCACUGACUGUCGACGUCUCUCGCAUUUACCACCUACCCAGGAUCGAGUUAGAUUCAAGUCGUCUCGCCGACCUCGGAAUGUGGUGACUACUAGGCAAAUUGGCGGCACGACCGACUGAGACUCGAUUCAUCUCAGCGGCGUUUCCCGAACCGAACCAGACUUCCAUCUGCAAAGGAGACGUGUGAGAGGAAGUACAGGACACAUUAACUGGAAAAAAGUUGCGCUCUCUCUUCUUUUGCGACAACUCAACCGAUCCAGACGUGCUUGAAAAGCAACAAGAUAUGCAGCAGAUGAUUGGAGAACCUGUUUUUUAAUUUUUUCGGCGAUACUUUUUGGUUUUUUUGAUUUUUUUUUUUACAUUUCUUGGUGGCAGAUUUUCGUCAUUGACAAGAUCAGUUGAAGAUUGAAUUUCUUCUCUCUGUUUUACAGGAGGCCUUCAAGCGCCGCACUUUCAACUGAACCAGCUCCCACGUCGCGCCUAUGUCGGUUUUUUCUAUUAGUCUUUUAUAAAAAAUGUGUACUUUCGCUACCUAUUAAUAAUAAAAUUAUUGUUAAAUAAAUAAGUAAUGAAUGGGUUAAAAUGUUUGCAGUCACCACGAAUUGCUUGUGGAUAAAGAUGCCAAUAAGUGCUCACAGCAGAAAUUUUAUCUUUUCACUUACCUCAAAUUAUAUAGCUUCUUGCAAAAGGUCCAACAUAUAUUUUUGAUUUAACUUUCUUUGCACUCUUUUCUCGUUUUUACAUGUUUUUUCAUUUUUUUUUUUGUACAACGACAUUAACAUAAUUCAAUGAAUUAAAA
Bactrocera dorsalis (oriental fruit fly) is the source of this 6531-nucleotide messenger RNA. RefSeq lists its product as uncharacterized. The transcript has 4 exons. The record is from RefSeq and is a predicted model, not a curated record. Gene Ontology annotation, cellular component: cytoplasm. Lineage: Eukaryota; Metazoa; Arthropoda; Insecta; Diptera; Tephritidae. Gene Ontology annotation, molecular function: mRNA binding; zinc ion binding; translation regulator activity. Bases 399 to 1439 code for a protein of 346 amino acids. Gene Ontology annotation, biological process: positive regulation of cytoplasmic translation; proteolysis.